Messenger RNA from Poeciliopsis prolifica (blackstripe livebearer), 3854 nucleotides. Its product is annotated as septin-7-like. Gene Ontology annotation, biological process: cytoskeleton-dependent cytokinesis; cilium assembly. The transcript has 15 exons. The record is from RefSeq and is a predicted model, not a curated record. Lineage: Eukaryota; Metazoa; Chordata; Actinopteri; Cyprinodontiformes; Poeciliidae. Bases 105 to 1433 code for a protein of 442 amino acids. Gene Ontology annotation, cellular component: septin complex; microtubule cytoskeleton; cell division site. Gene Ontology annotation, molecular function: GTP binding; molecular adaptor activity; GTPase activity.
UUUGCUUUGACGGUCUCGUGUGAAUCACGUCCUUUACGUACAGCAAUUGGCGUAGUGUACUGGUUCAGUGAGUUGUGGGGAGUGUAUUUUUUCUUCCAGAGGGAAUGUCAAGCUCAGAAGUCCUGGUUGGUGAAGUGGAGGGUAACUGCAGCAUAAUGGCUCAACAGAAGAACCUGGAGGGCUAUGUGGGUUUUGCUAAUCUCCCCAACCAAGUUUACAGGAAAUCAGUGAAGAGAGGCUUUGAGUUCACUCUGAUGGUUGUGGGAGAAUCUGGCCUGGGGAAGUCCACUCUGAUCAACUCGCUCUUUCUCACCGAACUGUACUCCCCAGAAUACCCCGGUCCUUCCCACAGAAUCAAAAAAACUGUCCAGGUGGAGCAGUCCCAGGUUCUGAUAAAGGAAGGAGGGGUCCACCUUCUGCUGACCAUCGUUGAUACUCCUGGCUUUGGGGAUGCCGUGGAUAAUAGUGACUGCUGGCAGCCGGUGACCGACUACAUCGACAAUAAGUUUGAAGACUUCCUCAACUCAGAGUCGCGGGUCAACAGGCGGCUGAUGCCGGACAGCAGAGUGCACUGCUGCCUGUACUUCAUCGCUCCGUCUGGUCAUGGGUUGAAGCCGCUAGACAUUGAAUUCAUGAAGCGGUUACAUGAAAAAGUCAACGUCAUUCCUCUCAUCGCCAAAGCUGACACAAUGACUCCAGAAGAGUGUCAACAGUUCAAAAAACAGAUCAUGAAAGAAAUCCAUGAGCAUAAAAUCAAAAUGUACGACUUCCCAGAGACGGACAACGAGGAAGAGAUGAAAAUUAUAAGAAAAAUCAAGGAUCGUUUGCCUCUCGCUGUAGUUGGCAGCAACACAAUCAUCGAGGUCAACGGGAAGCGGGUCCGGGGCAGGCAGUACCCCUGGGGCGUGGCUGAAGUUGAAAAUGGAGACCACUGUGAUUUUACUAUUCUCCGUAACAUGCUGAUAAGGACUCAUAUGCAGGACCUGAAGGAUGUCACUAACAACGUCCACUAUGAGAACUACCGCAGCAGGAAGCUGGCUGCUGUCACCUAUAAUGGUGUUGACAACAAUAAGAACAAGGGCCAGCUAACCAAACCUGACACACCUGAUGGCAUGAGCCCGCUAGCUCAAAUGGAGGAGGAGCGACGCGAACAUGUCGCCAAGAUGAAGAAAAUGGAGCUGGAAAUGGAGCAAGUGUUUGACAUGAAGGUCAAAGAGAAGGUGCAGAAGCUCCAAGACUCUGAAGCGGAGCUCCAGAAGCGUCAUGAGCAGAUGAAGAAAAAUCUGCAAGCUCAGUACAAAGAGCUGGAAGAGAAGCGUCGUCAGUUUGAGGAGGAGGUGAACACCUGGGAGACCCACCAGAGGAUCCUGGAGCAGCAGAAGCUCGAACUUAACAGGACCAUUGACAAGGGCAAGAAGAAGAAGAUCUUUUAAUCUUUCUCUGGACCGUUGGUUCUAAUCUGCCAAGCUGCCAAUCUACUCCCACCUUUUGACCACCUUACUGUGUGACUAUCAAGUGAAAGCCAGUGGGCAGCAUAGUCUGAGUUUAACCUUAAAUAACCCUCAUUAUCUCUUUUCUGGAUCUAUUUUGGGACACACAAAUGUAUGCAAAGAAGCAUGAAUACAGUUUUAUCUUCCUGAUUCAAACAGAUGGAGUUCAGUCAUUCUUUGCCCUUUGUUCUUCUGCUUUGGGAAUAUUUCAUGCUGCACAAUCUUUUCAAGCCGAAACGCAAGCAAAGGGUCAGCCCACCACUUCCUGUACACUCAAAGUGUGAAGCUGCAGUUAACAUGAGCCACUGCUGCUUGAACUAAAACUGUAACCAAGUUUCAGUGUUUACUCAUGAUUGUUCAUAAUGUCUUCCCUUCUGUUCUUUCCUGUUGGCCUGUGUAUAGAGAUGGUGUUUAAUGCAAGUGUUGUAGAUGAUGUUGCCCCUGGAAACCAAACAGACUCCUCAGUGGGCUCACGCAGAGCAGAACGAAUCAGGAAAGGGCAUUGUGCAGUCGGUGCUUAGAUUAGACUUUUGGAGAUUCUACAGAUUUUGCAUAAGAAUAUUUUCCAACAGAAACUUCCUUUGAAAGAUGAAGCAGACAGUUUGUCCUGCUUCAGGUUGACAGUAAGCAUCAGUUGGACUGCAUCUAUUUUUGUAAUGUUAUCUUUUAAUGAACAAAGUCACAAAAUAAAACUGUGAUGUGGAAAAUAGAGGAUAUUCAUUGUAAGUCACAACAUUUUAAAGAGUUUCAUCGCACAAUAACUUUCAAUACAAAUAGAUUAGUGAGGAAAAAAUUUUGUAGCCUUUAGUUAGCCAGCUGGCCAGAAGUGUGCAGUAACAGGUGGGGAAAGGGCAGCACUUUGUGCUUCUGGACACUUCACCACAUUCUCUCAUAAAAGUCACUUUAAUCAGAAAUACUGCAGUUUGGAAAGUGUCACUUGAAGCCAAUGUUUUAACGUUGGCUUAAAUUAAAGUGACUGCCAGCCCAGUGUACUGAUGUAACGUAUUGAGCUCAUUUCACGUUAGCUUUGUGCUACAGGUUUGGAGUUGACUGCAGGAAUUUAGCACAACAGUACAAGAUGUUAGCAAAUAAAAUGUAGUUAUUUUGUCUGGGUUCAAGGUCAUCUUCAGUGUUAGUUUGGUUGAAGGUCGAGGUUUUCUGCACACAAACCAAAGAGCCAGUUGACACCAGAAAAACUUGUAAGCUGAGUUGUGCGGUGGCUCUAUUUUGAUGCAUUGAAAAUGCUUUUAUUCACAUAUUUAUUAUCUACAGUUCAUAUAAAAAGUGUUUCAUCCUUUGGAUAUUUUACCCUUUUAUUGCUUUUACAAAUGAAUGUUUUUGGGGGGUUCUUUGACAAAAAAAACAACUUUUUUGUCAAAGGAAAAACUGACUUUUACUAAAUUAUGAAAAAUAAAAUAACCUAGUCAGUAGGUUAUUGUAUCAGUCAGCUGCAACCUUUUUAGUCAGUCAGCUGACUUUUUUUAGUUCACUGACUGAGUAAAAAACCUGUAAAGUUAGACCUUUUACAAGUUAAACUUUUUUAGGCAGAUCUGUAAAGACACUGUUGCAGUAAUCAAUGUGACUAAAGAUAAACACAUCAUGGAUGGGUUUCUCUAGAUCUUGAUGGGACAUUAGUCCUCUGAUCCUGUUCUUCAGGUGAUGGAAGGAUGAUCUUGUAAAUGUCUUUGUGUCUCUGAAAGUUCAGGUCAGAGUUCAUCACUACACCUAGAUUUCAGCCUAAUCUGUAGUUUCUAUCUGUAAAACUGAAGCUGAGUGUUGACUGUUGAUCUGGAGAAAGUUGUGGCACAUCCACACAUUUAUCCGUUUUCAACAUCUGUUCAAUGAUUGGAUGACAUCAGGGUCUUUGCACAUUCAUGUGGAAAACGCAUGAAAAAGAGAAAUGUAGAACUCAUUCAGAUCACAACAGAUUUUUGAUUGUUGGAUUAUCAUGAUGCUCCCGCAGGCCAUGGUAGAAAGUCACAUAAUCUAUAUGAAAAAUCCUCUCUGUUGUUAAUGUUCUCUGUGACCAGAGCCGUUUCGCUGGCAUCAAAUAGAAAGAUAAACAGAUCAAAUGCCACCAACCUUUAGGAUAUUGUGGCCUGAAAGCAAAACGUUUUACAGAUUUCCCAGCAGGUGGCAGCAUAACAUUCCAAAACUAUUUCUUGAUAGUAAGAGAUUGAACCUGUCCCUUAAUGAGCCAUAUUUCUGUGUCUGAACUUUUAUUGCUUUUACUGCAAUUUUGUGGAGCAACGGCAAUCCAACCUCCUCCAGACCCCCAUUUCUAUUGCCCUUUGACCAAUCAAGCAGAUGUCAGUCAUGCUAUUCAUCCUAAAGGAAAGAUUAAAGGUCUUAUUAAAAGCACAA